Trichomonas vaginalis G3 is the source of this 1032-nucleotide messenger RNA. RefSeq lists its product as uncharacterized. NCBI's taxonomy places the organism in Eukaryota, Parabasalia, Trichomonadida, Trichomonadidae. The record is from RefSeq and is a predicted model, not a curated record. The transcript has a single exon. The annotation marks the transcript as partial.
AUGAUUAAACAACAGCAACCACAACAACUUAAGGCACAAAGCACCCAGGUCCCUCAGACCAUUACAUACGCCAUAUAUGCAUAUAAUUCAAAGACGGCAGAACAAACGCAAAGGUUGAAAUAUGGAGAUUUGGAGAUAGUAUUGAAAAAUGACCAUUUCGAAUUCGUUUGCAAGGGUGGUGCAGUGAUAUCAAAUAUAAAAGAAAUUUUAUUUAUGAAUUCAAAAAUUAAAGGUAUAACGGAUGAUAUAACAUCAAUUCCACCAGAAGAACAGAGAUAUUACGCAUUAAAUGCAUUUCCUAAAGUUUUGAAGAUUGGAAGAUUUAAUUUAAAUGAGGAAUUCAUAGAAGGUUUCCUAAACGACAUAAUGAAGAAGGCAAAUUUGGUUUAUGUUGAUGAAAAAGAUAAUGAAAUUAAAGAAAGGGUUGAAUGGUAUCAUGAAUGGACAUCAAAGAUUUUAAAAACUAAAGCCGAUACAGGAUGGGUUUCAGGAUGUUUAGACCUUAAAGCGGAUAAGGAAUAUGUUAACGAUGAGUUAGAGAAGAAAGCGGAUAAGGAAUAUGUUAACGAUGAGUUAGAGAAGAAAGCAGAUAAAACUUAUGUUAAUGAAGAAAUAAAACAAUCAGAGGUCUAUUUUACUCCGCCAUUUUUAAAUUUUAUGAAAUCAUCAGAUAAAACCUUUGAUAUAGAUUCUUUUGAAUGGAUAUGUUUCGAUGGAGUGACCAUGUAUUUAUUUUAUACAGAUGGAGUGCUUUAUUAUUUUAAAACAAAUGAUUUUAAAAACUAUGAAUCAUUUACUCCAUCUGUUUUGAAUCCUGAUACACGAAAGCCAAUCAUUAAUCCAAUAAUUUUAUAUGUUGAAUAUAAUAACGGUAAAUUUAUGGGAAUGAUAACGGUUGAAGAUGAUUUUUGCCCUUGUUAUUCAUUCGAUUGUAUCCAAUGGUUCAAAUGUAAUUUAAAUCAAGAUGCUAAAUUUAAAUAUCCAAAUAAUCCUAUUAGAUGUGUUAAUAAUAAAUGGGUACUAAUUUAUGAA